AUGUAUCCACUUGCCAUUUAUAAUUCAGUUGGGGAUAGUAGCAAACCUGGAUUUACAGGGGCCUUUGAUUCAUCUUCUUUCGAGUUGCCUGCUUGGGCUGGAGAAGAGUCAAAUGUCUUGGAUGAUAAAGACGACAGAGUGCUCGAGACUAUGAAGUCAUCGUUCAAUCAUAAUGAGAUGACGAAAUCUGGAAAAGUUUUGCCAAAACGCUUACUUGAAAUCAGCGAGAGAGGUGGUGAAGACACUUCGCGAAUCACUAAAGGAAGACAGAUUGUUCAUCCAGGCGGCCAUGUAGAACUACACGACAGGCCUAUUUUCGCCUCCGACUUGCUUAAUCGGAACCCGAAAUGCUGUGUUACAAAGCCAACCGUGUUCCGCCAUCCAUGGGACAUCGUUCCUCCCGACGCCACCCUGAUGCCCGGCGAAAAAUACUAUGUCGUCCCUCUCAGCACCAUCAGAAAACUUCAAUUGAAGCAUUUGGCCUCUAACAACUUCCUAGGUCGAGAAAAUCAAGAGAUGAAUCAAGAUAACUGCAAAGAAAAAUCGCAGAAUUGCUGGUUGUUUAAAAACAAGAAAGGCGAUGAUUAUCAGCUACAGAAUUGCUCGACGUGUUUGCUAAAAGUAACAGGGAUGAAGAUGAAAGGCAGCACAAACAAUACUUCGAGUGAGGAAAUGAAAUCAUCUAGCAAUUUUGCUUCUGAUGAGACUAAAUCACUUACCAAGAAGAGAAAUAAGAAAACAGUUGGUAGUGGAAAGGGAGGGUCUGAUAAUCCUACUGUCAAACUGACUUCUUUGGAUAAUAAUUGGCAACCAAAUCUUGAAAUCAUUAGAGAAGAAUAA
Molecule: messenger RNA, 840 nt
Organism: Fraxinus pennsylvanica
Lineage: Eukaryota; Viridiplantae; Streptophyta; Magnoliopsida; Lamiales; Oleaceae
Source: the annotation of a GenBank genome assembly